GCCCCGUCGUCAUGGUAACGUAACGUACAUUGCCGAACAACGACACGCAGUUUCAACGAACUAAAGCUCCACAUUUCACCGAUCCCUACCGUACAUGGACAGUCUGUGAGAAGUCCAGGUUGUGGCGCAGCACAUCCCGCAGCCUGGUGACGGUCAAACCAGACGGUUAGUUAUUCCUCUGUGUAAGAAGGAGGCCAUCACUAUGGCCGUGUUAGUUGAAGAGGUGUCUUCGUCCGUUGUCCGCGAAUACCUGAGUCGCAAGGGACUCAAGAGGACCAUUGCUUGUAUGGAUGAAGAGCAUCCACGCACAGAAUCCAGCAUCAACAACAGAUCACACCUGAGGCAGAUUCUCAACAUGGAGGCUCUCUACAGAAAUAAUAAAGCUCAGAUCUCCCCCCUGAAAACAUUACUGGAGAUUAUUGUGAAGCAUCACAUUGAGGGCCUUAAGAAGGACCAGAUCACCAGCAGUAAGAGUGAUCCCCUGCAGUCGGCUCGAGCCGUGAGCGUGAUUGCUAAUUCUCCUGCAGUAAUGUCACCAGGGGUGAAUGACACAAGGCCGGAGGAUAGCACAGCUUUUGUGAUCAGCAAACAUGUCAAAUUGAGGUCCGAUAUAGGAGAAAUAUGUCCGUCUAAACCUAUAUAUACAUCAUUAUUGCCUGAGACGGAUGGACUGUCCAGUCAGAAUCAAACAAGUAUCUGGUCUUAUGACUCAGAAGACCAUAAACGCCAGCCACUGUUGGCUUCCCUCCAGGACAACGAGAGCUUCAUCAGAAGAGAACCAGAGAAAAAGUCUUCCACCACUGAGAGCACCCAAAGGAGCAGAACUAAUCGAAUUAGACGUGGCAUGAUUGCUGGACCAAUAUCUAGCACAUGUCAGGAGUCAAACAAAAGAAGGCAGAAUCGAAGGCUCGAAGUGCCCCAGCAGCAGCUUAGAAAAGAAGAAGAAAACAAGCAGUCUAGGGAUGGACUUUUAGUGACUGGCACACAUCAAAAAAGCUCAGAGAGCAGCCUAACUGCAAUCAACUCAGCUGACUGCUCAGGAGGGCAAUGGGAGUUGUGGAGUGCACCAGACAGAUUGCAGAGGGAAAUCAGCUUUGAAAAAGUGCAAAAAGACAUACUGAUAACUACAAAAGCAAAGUCUUUCAGCAGGCCGAAUGUGGCUGAUUUGGAUGUUGCUGAGAUGGUUUUAGAUGACAUUGAUGAUGAUGAGGAUCUGCGAGAACUCUCCAAAGUGUCCUUUCAGAGAACCGUCGCUGAACCCAGCUAUGCAGGCCGCCCGAUGGACCAGCACACUGCCAUGGAAUUGAAAGCGAUUCUUAUUGGUUCCAGACAAAAUUGUUUCAGUGUUGAGUGGAGGAAUCAGGGUUUCACCUUCUCAGAAACACAUGACCUGAGAUAUGGAAUUGUGCAGAAAAAGGGUGGUCCUUGUGGAGUUCUGGCAUCCAUCCAAGCCUUUGUUCUAAAGAAAAUGCUGUUUGAAAACAUUGAAAGCAGUAAUUCAGUCCUUCAGAGGUUAAGACCUUCCAACACAACCAGAAGAAAGUGUCUGGCUUUAGCGGCCGCUGAAAUACUGUGGAGGGCUGGCGGUGAAAAACAAGCCACGAUUGCAAUAAAUUCAGGGAGAAAUCAUUUCACCCCAACUGGAUACUACAAAUCUGAAGGAGUGCUUGAAAAGAUAACAUGUUUCACAGUGGAUAAAAUCAAAGACCUGCAUUUCCUUCUGGAACGGCAUAUUGAUCAGUUCGAGACAGGGGUGUUGGGAUGCAUACUACUCACCAUAUCUGCACUUCUCUCCCGAUCCAUUGAAAAAGUAAGAGAGGAUAUGGACGUGCCCACCAACACACUCAUCGGAGCCCACGGCUACUGCACUCAGGAGCUGGUCAACCUGUUGCUCUUUGGCAGAGCAGUUUCUAAUGUCUUUGACAAUGACAUGGAGUUGGACUCAGGCAAUGGCAACAUGACUCUACUGAAGGGAGUGAAAGGCCACUGUGACGUUGGCCUGCUGUCCUUGUUCGAACACUAUAACAUCUGUAAGGUAGGAGCUUACCUGAAGUCUCCCCGUUACCCCAUUUGGGUGGUGUGCAGUGAAAGCCACUUCAGCGUGCUGUUUGGCCUGCAGAGGGAGCUGUUGACCAAUCAGGACCAAAGCCUGGAGUUUGAUCUUUACUAUUACGAUGGACUGGCCAAUCAACAGGAGGAGAUCCGCCUCACUGUCGCUGUUGGCGAAUCGGCCCUGAGCUGUCAAGAUGUCCACACUGAUCUCAUUCCUCCACUGGAGCACUGUAUCCGAACAAGGUGGAAAGAUGCAUUUGUCAACUGGAAUGACACAGAGCCUAUUCUCUGACUGAUCACAUGGUUUGAUGUUAUUUGAACUACGGAACAUGAACCGACAAACAUUCUGCAUCACUAAUACUCAAUAUUAUAUACAUAUUCUUCAUAUAUAACAUUUUAUAUUUACCCAUAUAUUUUAGCAUUAUCUUUUUUUUUUUCUUUUGAGUUAGACCCAUUGUUGAUCUGCCAAUUGUUAACAUGACAUAAUGGCCUGGAUGUUAUACAUCACACAAUGCUGUGCAGCUGGAAGGAUUUGGGCCCAAACUGGGAUAUAGAAUGUCAUAUCAGCCAUAAAGUGUUAUUCUGUCGCCUACAAAAUGCUAUUUGAGAUAAUGCAAUUUACUUUAAAAGGUUUAGGAAUAAGCAUAAGGUAACUAAUUAUUUUAAUGUACAAGUUUGGAGGGAAACUCAUACUUUUGUUGCUGUUGAAAUUUAAAUUGCUGCAAGAUGCAGUAUUGACCGCAGUGGCCUUUUACGCAUUACUUUUUUACAUGAGAUAUAAAAGAAAGUCCAUAUUUAACACAAAUCUAAGAACACUGAAGACUGGUGUGUGUGUUUGUCAAAGAGAGUGAUUGUUAUGAUAUUUGACAGAAAUAGUCAAAUUAAGAUUUAUUUAUGUUGCGCCAAAUCAUAACAAAGUUAUCUAAUAACACUUUUCGGAUACUGUCGCAGGUCUGGACUGUAUUCUUUAAUUCAGAGUUAAAGAAAGUCAUUCACCCAUCCACUGUUUCCUCACAGUGGUUGGGUGAAUGACUUUCUUCACCCAAUUAUGUGUCUUUUUUCAAUGAAGCUGCCUUUAACCGCCAAAAAUAUAUAAAUGUAACUUAAAGGGUAAGGGUUUAGGCUCAGUAUUUUUUCAACCUACCAACAAUUUUUGUAGUAUUGAGGGAGAACGCUGCAACUGGCAGCCGCAAAACGAGCUGCGAGGGAGAGUGAGCUGUGUCGAUGAAACAUUAGUGCUUUUUCUCCAAAGUCUAGGGCCGGCCCUGCUUGAAACAUCACUGUGCUUGCUGGUACGCAUGUAGGACUACAAUUCCCUCUCAUUAAAAAACCCCCCAAAAAACCUUUCUGCAUUUGAGGAACUCUUUGAUUGAUAAACAUGUAUGUUAAUCGUACACAUUC
Messenger RNA from Anoplopoma fimbria (sablefish), 3453 nucleotides. It is a transcript of the gene mindy4, whose product is annotated as MINDY lysine 48 deubiquitinase 4. Gene Ontology annotation, molecular function: K48-linked deubiquitinase activity; cysteine-type deubiquitinase activity. Lineage: Eukaryota; Metazoa; Chordata; Actinopteri; Perciformes; Anoplopomatidae. Bases 203 to 2344 code for a protein of 713 amino acids. Gene Ontology annotation, biological process: protein K48-linked deubiquitination. The record is from RefSeq and is a predicted model, not a curated record. The transcript is spliced from 18 exons.